Nelumbo nucifera (sacred lotus) is the source of this 2308-nucleotide messenger RNA. RefSeq lists its product as uncharacterized. Lineage: Eukaryota; Viridiplantae; Streptophyta; Magnoliopsida; Proteales; Nelumbonaceae. The record is from RefSeq and is a predicted model, not a curated record.
UCUGUCUGUCUCCCUUCUCUCUCUCUCAUCAAAAGCAAAACCAAAAGCAAGAAAAAAAAGAGAAAAAACCAACCCCAAAUCAUGGAAGGAGAUGCAGACACACCACCCUUUUGGCUACAAACUAGUACCACCAUCAGCCGUAGCCACCGUCGUUCUUCUUCUCCUUUCUUUCUUAACUCUGCCGUGCUGAUCGUCGUAUUGCCUCUCGCCGCUCUCUUUCUCUUGCUCUUUGUCAUUCCUUCCCUUUUCUCCUUCGUUUCUCAAGUUUUCCGACCUAACUUGGUCAAGAAGAGCUGGGACUCACUUAAUCUCCUGCUCGUUCUUUUCGCCAUCAUCUGUGGGAUUCUCAGCAGGAGGAACUACGAGUCCUCCGGCAGCACUGAUGAUGAAUAUACCAAUGUUGCCAGCAGCAGCACCUCCCAGGUGGUCGACAAAUCGCAUCCAUCCUCAACCCCACGUCCCUGGUUCGAGUAUCACGACCGCAGCUUCUACAAUCCCAUGACAUCCUCCACCGAUUCCACCAGGGUCGGACGCUUGAGGAGGAGCAGCAGCUCCUACCCGGAUCUUAGGCUAGAAUCCUCGUGGGUUUCCGGGAGCGAUGACAGGUUGCGAUUCUACGACGACAUCGAGGUCGAUACUUAUCGGUCGCAAUCGGGCUCUGUUCGACGACGACAUAUACGUGAAUUCCAGGGGGAAGAUCCCGAACUGAAGACGAUCCAAGUGGAUACUUUUGUGGCUCGUCCUUCACCUAAUGAAUUGUCUUCAUCGCGGCCACCUCCUCCUUCUCCGCCUCCAAGGUCAUCGACACCUGCACCACCUCCUCCUCCACCUCCGCCACCGGCAAUUAAACAGAAAAUCAAGCGACCCUCUCGAAAUAUUGAACGUAAACAAAAAGCACAAGAGCUCGAUGAUAGUGUACCAGAAGUCACGAAAAUCCAUUCACCACAGCCACAGGCUCAAACACCGCCGCCGCCACCUCCCCCUCCUCCACCCCCACCGCGACGGGAAUCGCAACAAUCGGAACAGAAGAGUAGCAAAAGCGAAAAGAGGAGAAGCAGUGGAGCGAAAGACAUAGCAACUACAUUGGCCUCGCUAUACCAUCAAAGGAAGAAGAAGAAGAAACAGAAGAACAAGGAUAGUUACGGUUACGAUAGUUCCCUUCACUCUCCACCAUCUUUGCAUUCAGGAACGCAACCAUCAGCUCCGCCGCCGCCUCCACCACCACCACCACCACCUCCUGCCUCCCUCUUUCAUAGCUUAUUCUCUCACAAAAAGGUUAGCAAGAGUAAACGGAUUCACUCAGUGUCAUCGCUACCACCACCACCUCCACCACCCCCGCCGCCACCCGCCUCAUCAUCACGUUCAUCGAAACGGACGACCAAGAUUGCGCCUCCACCAGCGCCACCUGCACCAAAAAUUCCGGACGAUUCUUCCCGGCAGAGAAAACCGACCGUAUCCGGCCGACCUCCAUUACCAGCAAAGAUGAGCAGCUUCUACGAUGGAGAGGAUAACUUGAACAGUGGUGGGCAGUCUCCAUUAAUUCCAAUACCACCACCCCCACCCCCACCUCCAUUUCGAAUGCCAGACCUGAAAUUUGUAGUUCGUGGUGACUACGUCAGAAUACGGAGUAGAACCAGUUCUCGUGACAGCUCGCCUGACAUGGAUUUCAUGGAUCUCUCAUCAAGGAAGGAACCGACACUUAUGCAAGCCAUGAUGAACGGCGAAGAUAUGGUCGGAUCGGCAUUCUGUCCAAGCCCAGAGGUGGGUGGAUCACCAUUCUGUCCGAGUCCAGACGUUAACACCAAAGCUGAUACCUUCAUUGCUAGAUUCCGGGCCGGAUUGAGGCUGGAGAAGAUGAAGUCCAUCAGGGAGAAAACCGAGAUGGGUAUCUCGGCAACCGCCCAAGGCCCCGCUUCCAGUCAGAUUUGAAAAUUUUGUUUCACUAUUUUUUUUAAGGUUUUACUGAUCUAGUUUGUUCUUUACAAGACACAUUUUCUUUCUUUCUUUUUUUUUUGUUAAUACUCUGAACUCUCUGAAGAUGGAAGAAGAAGAUAUUUAGACAAUUAGAUUUAGAAAGCUUUGGGCUCUGAUUGUGUUUUUUCUCCAAUUAGAGUUCCUAUUCUGUUUCCUCUUUUUUUUUUUUUUUUUUUCUUGUUUUGUUCUUGUAUAAGUUGCGAGUUUGGAGGCUUUUAGCCUAUGAAUUGCAAUUACUGCUGGUUGAUUACUAUUGGGAAGAGACCAUUUUUUUUUCUUUUUUGUUUGGGUGAUAUUUGUCAUUCAAAUAUAAACAGAUAAUGUAUGUAACAAA